AUGGAAGAUAUAAACAUAAACAAAUCGGUAACUUCGGAAAAUGAAAUUGGGACUGUCUCCAUUGAAGGGUUUUGCAAUCACCCAUCCCUAACUUUUAACAUAAAUAAACCAGACUACCACGCGCCGGUUUACAUUGGGGAAACAUUAAAAUAUGAUGUUGUUAUCAAGCGGGCAAACAAAGAUGAAGGAGCUUGGAAACUUCAGAUUGUCCAAAUUGCUGGACAAGCUACUAUCGUACCAUCGACAUUUUCAUCAACAGUGUCAGGCGAUACUCCAGAUUCUUCUCAAAACAGAAAAAUAGCAGACUCUAAAAAGACCACUUUGACAUCUAAUGAAAGUUUUGGUUUAGUGUGUCCUGUCUUAGCUACAUUUUUUGGAACAUCUAGUCAAUCAAGCUCUUUAACUUCUUCUGGUUUAACAUCAGCUUCAAUGAGCUUAGAACAUGACAGCUCUUGCAAACCUUAUUUUCGUGACGAUAGCACUUACAUCAUACCUAUGUCAUCAUGUCUACAAGAUCUAUCAGGAGACUGUCAUUAUGUUGAGCUGCGUGUAGUUUUGUGGCUGAACAGCAUUGUCACUAAUCCUUCAGAUAGCGGAACUAGUGCAGAAAGUGAUUUGCAGACCAAAGCAGAGGCUGCAACCAACAAUGAAGUUGCAACUAAAAAAAAAAUUCUGGUUGACAUCAAAGAGUUCUUUGAUUCAGCUCCUGGUGAUGGGACAAAUAUCAAACACGCCAGACCUGUCGGAGUACCUUGUACUUUCCACACAAUUCAAGAAAAAAUAGUGACCAAGAAGCUGCGAGUUCAAGGACCACCAGAACUGAGAGUGAGACAGAUGUCAGCUGGACAAAAACAGCUGCUUCUUUUAUCAGUAAACAACACUACAGACAAACAAAUGGUCAUCAAAAGUAUUCAAAUACUCUCAAGUUCUAGUCCUGUUCUUGAUGUUGGAAUUUCGUAUGAAGAUGGUUCCAUCAAAUGGGAAAGCUGCCAUCAGCUGAUCAGUCUGGAAGUCCCUAAAAGAAGUCUGGCAUUUCCUGUGAUACUGAGUCCAUGUGAGGACUUGAACCUGAUCUAUAGGCUCCAUCUUUCUUCCAUACCAUCAGACUCAGAGCUUUCAUUACGUGCCAAUGUGAAAUGGACACAUGCUGGAGCCAGUCAUGAAAUUACAACUCUCUACAAGUUACCACGUAUUAGAAUACGUUGUCCUCCAUUUAUAAUUACUGUCAAAUGUGAUGAAGAGGUGGUCUUGGGGAAAACUUUUUUUGUUACCUUCAGCAUCAGCAAUCAGCUUCAUGAUUUUAUGAGCAUGAGACUGUAUUACAACCUGGAGAACAUGUAUAGAAAUAUGUUAGAGAAUGGGGGAUCUCCAGAAGAAAUGAGCAGGAUUCAGCACCUCAAAGAUUCCAUCAUUUGUCAUGACCCAGAUAUUGCUGGAAGCUCCUGUCCCCGCGGUUCUUGUAUGCCACACAGAGUCGGUUUUCAGAUCCAUAAGCCUGGACUUUACGAGCUGAGUGAGCUGAUGAAGGUAAACCUGCGCUACUCCCUACCUGACACACAGCUGUCACCUGUGGUUGAUGAAAGUGGCUCGUCAUCCAGCGACACCUCCAUCUCCUUCCAGUCCACAGACGACCACCUGCUGGCAUCUGAAGAACUGUGGAGAGACCGCAGUGGGAGCACGGCUUCACUGGCCACACCCAUCAUGUUCCAGACGGCUGAGGAGCGCAGACGCAGCUUUGCUUCCAAGUCUUAUUCAUUUGGGGAUCUAGGCCCAACUGUUUCAGCAGAAUCUGACGAAGUGGCUGGUAAUGCCAGGCCUAAGGUCAUCAAAAGGUCCUCAGCAGUUCCUCCACCACGACCUCCACCUCCUCGUUUACUGAGUCAGUCUGAGAAGGAUCUGAUCAAGCCAAGUAAUUUUCUCAAGCAGCCGUUCUAUAUUUACGUCAAAGAUUUGCAGAUGUUGUAGAAGCUGGCUGGGAAAUUUUGUUUUAU
This is a messenger RNA of Physella acuta, 1991 nucleotides long. RefSeq lists its product as uncharacterized. NCBI's taxonomy places the organism in Eukaryota, Metazoa, Mollusca, Gastropoda, Physidae. The record is from RefSeq and is a predicted model, not a curated record. Gene Ontology annotation, biological process: cilium assembly. Gene Ontology annotation, molecular function: alpha-tubulin binding. Gene Ontology annotation, cellular component: TRAPPII protein complex.